AUGGCAGAAAGAACGCUGCCAUAUCUGGAGCAAUUUAAUGCUCAUGAAGAUAUUGCUUCAGUGGGCGUUCGCUGGACUAAGUGGCUAAAACGCUUUGAAAACCUUCUAAUCGCUUUGGAUAUUAACGAUGAGAAACGACAGCGUGCACUGUUGUUCCACUAUGCUGGCUGUGAAGUAGCUGAUCUCUUUGACACCUUUCCCGAGAAAGAUAAAGGGAAAGACAACGAUUAUUCGAGAGCCGUAGAACUAUUAACCGAAUACUUCUCACCGAAGAAGAACAUUGAAUACGAGGUGCAUGUGUUUCGUCAGGCGAAGCAAAUGAGUGGCGAGACAAUGGACGGAUUCCACACUCGUUUGAGAAAGCUAGCAAGAACCUGCGAGUUUACAGACGUUGAACGUGAGAUAAAAACUCAGAUCAUUCAAGGAUGUUUGUCGCAACGAAGGCGGGCAUUACGUGAAGCUAUAUCUCUUACACAAUUAAUUGACUACGGACGGUCGCUUGAAACGUCCGAGACACAAGCUCGUGGGAUGGAAAAAAAACUACAUUCAGAGACGGAGACUGGCUAUGUUAAUAAGACCAUGCACGAACAGGUUCGAGAUAAGAAAACUCACUUAUCACGCUCUAAAUGCUAUCGCUGUAAUGGAAAUUAUCCGCAUACUGGUGUAUGUCCGGCAAUGGGAAAAACAUGUAACACUUGCCACAAACAAAAUCAUUUCGCAGCGGUUUGUCGGCAACGAAAGUCGCAGGAAAGACCCAGGAAUUUUAAAGGACAAAAAAAGAAACAACAACAUAGAGUGAACAAAGUGGCAACAAAAAGUCAACACAACACGUCGAGUAGCGAGGAUGAGUAUGUAUUUAUGACUGUGGGGGCGAAUGUGAAGACAAAAGUGCAUCCAACCGCAAUGGUAACAAUUGGUAAAGAAAAUAUAGAAUUUAUCGUGGACACUGGAGCCACAGUCAAUCUCAUUGAAGAGUCCGACUACCUGCGCCUUAAAGAUGUCAAGUUAAAGAAAACGUCAACGAAAAUAUUUCCGUAUGACAGUCAAGUUCCUUUGAAGCUCCUGGGUAAGUUUGAAGCAGUUAUAGAAACAAAUGGAAAAUUGACUGUUACAGAAUUUUACGUAGUCAAAAAGAAUGUUAAAGCGGGUGGGUCUCUGAUUUGCUAUAAGACAGCCCAUGAACUAGGGUUAGUUACCGUGGUGAAUCAAGUAGAAGAUAUAAAACCCUCAGUUGAUUCUUGGCUUAGAAACAAGUAUCAAAGUGUGUUCUCUGGAAUUGGCAAAAUGAAAAAUCAUCAAGUUAAGCUACAUAUUGAUGAAACGGUUAAACCAGUUGCCCAACCCCAUAGAAGAAUACCUUUUCAUGUACGAAAACAAGUUGAGCUAAAACUUAAAGAAAUGGAAGAUGAUGAUAUUAUUGAAAGGGUUGAAGGUCCCACGCCGUGGGUAUCCCCCAUUGUAGUUGUCCCUAAGCCCCACAAUCCACAAGAAAUACGUAUAUGUGUAGACAUGAGGCAGCCAAAUAAAGCAAUAGGUCGAGAACGUCAUCUCUCUCCAACCAUUGACGACAUCAUUUCAGAACUUGGGCAAGCUAAAGUAUUUUCAAAAUUAGACUUAAACCAGGGUUAUCACCAGUUGGAAUUGGCGCCAGAGUCUCGUUAUAUUACAACAUUUAGUACCCAUGUUGGUUUAAUGCGUUAUAAGCGUCUUAAUUUUGGCGUAAAUUCUGCUGCUGAAAUAUUUCAAGAAGCCAUAAAGGGUGUAAUCGAGGGUGUUCCAGGAUCGUUAAACAUUAGCGAUGACAUAAUUGUGUAUGGUUCAACUCAGGCAGAACAUGACAAGCGUUUAGAACAAGUUCUCGAGCGUCUGCGCAUGAAUAACUUAACACUGAAUAAAUCGAAGUGUGAAUUUAAUAAGCCUAGUUUGAUCUAUUUCGGCUACACCUUUUCCGGGGAUGGUGUUUUGCCUGACCCUAAAAAGGUAGAAGCAAUCAGAAAUGUCGAAGCUCCCAAAUCAGCGAAGGAAGUUAGAAGUUUUCUUGGAUUAGUGAACUAUUGCGGACGAUUUAUCCCCAAUCUGGCUAACUUGGCGAAGCCACUGCGAGAGCUAACGAAGAAAGAUGUAAAAUGGCACUGGACGGAAGAAUGUCAGAAGUCCCUGAGUGAAAUACAACAAGCAUUGUCUAGUAAUACGAAGUUAGCGUAUUUUCAACCAUCGUUGGAAACCGAGUUACUGGUAGAUGCAAGUCCCACAGGGAUCGGUGCAAUUUUAACACAGAGAGAUUGUUCAAAAAAUGCUGAUCCUCGAGUUAUAUGUUAUUCUAGUCGAGCUCUCUCCGAAGUGGAACAACGAUACUCGCAAAUCGAAAGAGAAGCUCUGGCAAUCAUGUGGGGAUGCGAGAAAUAUCAUCUGUAUCUUUAUGGAAAACCUUUUUCCGUCAUCACUGACCACAAGCCGUUAGUCAAGAUAUUCAAUGACCCAGCUCACAAACCACCACCGAGGAUUGAACGUUGGAUCCUGAAACUUCAGCCGUACGAGUUUUCCGUUGUGUACAAGCCUGGUGAAGACAACCCAGCUGAUUACCUUUCCCGUCACCCUGAUCUAACAACGAAAUUGAGUAGACGAGAAGAAAAGGUUGCUGAGGAAUACAUUAACUACGUAUUCACGAACGCUAUUCCAAAAGCACUAACUCAAGAAGAAAUUAUGGUGGCCACUAAAGAAGAUGCAACCCUUCAAGCUGUAAUCCUUGCGCUAAACACUGGAAAGUGGUACAACGUGAAGUCGACAGAGAAUAUUAAUAUGACCGUUUUCAAUGCUUUAGCUCGGGUUAAAACAGAUCUUGCAACUGCUAAUGCUGGCAAUACUCUCCUAAGAGGGACACGAAUUGUUAUUCCACAGAGCCUGCAAUCUAGAGUGAUUCGGUUAGCACACGAAGGACACCAAGGGAUUAUAAAAACAAAGAAAUUGUUACGAGAAAAGGUAUGGUUCCCUAGAAUCGAUGAACUAGUUGAAAAGUGUGUGGCGGAGUGCAUUCCAUGCCAAGCAACAACUCAAGUUAAGAACAGUGAACCGUUGAAAAUGACAAGUCUCCCUGAUGGUCCGUGGCAGAAUGUUUCAGUAGACUUUUGUGGUCCUUUCCCUUCUGGAGAUUAUCCAUUGGUGACAAUGGACGAUUACUCUCGAUACCCGAGGUAG
Dendronephthya gigantea is the source of this 3195-nucleotide messenger RNA. RefSeq lists its product as uncharacterized. Bases 1 to 3195 code for a protein of 1064 amino acids. Gene Ontology annotation, biological process: proteolysis. The transcript has a single exon. Gene Ontology annotation, molecular function: aspartic-type endopeptidase activity. Lineage: Eukaryota; Metazoa; Cnidaria; Anthozoa; Malacalcyonacea; Nephtheidae. The record is from RefSeq and is a predicted model, not a curated record.